Molecule: messenger RNA, 9367 nt
Organism: Myxocyprinus asiaticus (Chinese sucker)
Lineage: Eukaryota; Metazoa; Chordata; Actinopteri; Cypriniformes; Catostomidae
Product: spectrin beta chain, erythrocytic-like
Exons: 38
Coding region: 458-7528 (2356 amino acids)
Biological process (GO): actin cytoskeleton organization
Cellular component (GO): spectrin; cell projection; cortical actin cytoskeleton
Molecular function (GO): phospholipid binding; actin filament binding; structural constituent of cytoskeleton
Source: RefSeq, a predicted model, not a curated record
AAGUCAGUGACUCUUGACAGGAAUGCGCGUCCCAUGCGCGCUCAGGCAGCGCUCCGCUCCUAAACUUUAUUUUUAACACUUUGGGUGGGUCAGACGGCGGCUGAUGAGAAUGAGCGUUAUGUGCUGCGAGCAUGCGCCUUCAGCAGCUCUCCCCCACCGUGACCUACACCUCAGCGCCUCUCAUGGAAUUAUUACUACUGCCCUUCAAAUAACGGAUUUUUAUUAUAAAGACCUCGACAGAGAAGCGUAUCAUUUUAUUUUGCUCCGGAUUUUUUUUGCAUUUGUAUAAACUAAAUCAAGAAGGCAUUUUCACAGUAUCUCUGAAAGAAAAACAUCUGCUUUCUGUGACACUGUCACUGGGCCUUUGAAAUUAGGACAUCCAUCUCUGGCAUUCCACACUCUUGUCAUCGUGUGAUUACGCUGAGGUGUUCUGUACCUCUCAUUCCCACAGAUCUCUAUGGCGACUAUGACUACAGACUUCGACAAUGCUGAAAUCACUCAGCAAUACAGCCGCAUCAACACCCGCUUCGAACUGUCUGACGAAGAGCUCGACAAUGAUAACAGCUCGGCCAGACUGUUUGAGCGCUCGCGCAUUAAAGCACUCGCAGAUGAGCGAGAGGCUGUCCAGAAGAAGACCUUCACAAAAUGGGUGAAUUCCAUAUUAGCCAGAGUCAGCUGCCGAAUCACAGAUCUUUAUCUGGACCUGCGGGAUGGGAGAAUGCUCAUCAAACUACUGGAGGUUCUGUCAGGGGAGAGACUGCCCAAGCCGACCAAGGGCCGAAUGCGGAUCCACUGUCUGGAGAAUGUGGACAAAGCCCUACAGUUUCUAAAGGAACAAAGGGUGCACUUGGAGAACAUGGGAUCACAUGAUAUUGUAGAUGGGAACCACCGCCUUAUCCUGGGCCUCAUCUGGACCAUCAUCCUUCGCUUCCAGAUUCAAGACAUUAUAGUAGAGACAGGGCAAGCUGACCAGACAGGCAGGCAGGAGACUCGCUCCGCCAAAGAUGCACUGCUCCUCUGGUGCCAGAUGAAGACCGCAGGGUACCCCAGUGUGAACAUCACUAACUUCACCACAAGCUGGAAAGACGGCAUGGCUUUCAAUGCUCUCAUCCACAAACACAGGCCAGAUCUGGUGGAUUAUGGAAAUCUACAGAGGUCCAACCCCACCCACAACCUUCAGCAGGCUUUUAACGUAGCUGAACAACAGCUAGGAGUCACCAAGCUCCUGGACCCAGAAGAUGUGUUCACCGAAAACCCAGAUGAGAAGUCCAUAAUCACAUACGUUGUUGCAUUUUACCACUACUUCUCCAAAAUGAAAGCGCUAGCAGUUGAAGGCAAGCGAGUUGGGAAGGUACUGGACCAAGCCAUUGAAACAGAGAAGAUGAUUGAAAAGUAUGAGACAUUGUCAUCGGAGCUGUUAACAUGGAUUGAGCAGACCAUCAUUGUGCUGAACAACCGCAAGCUUGCGAACUCUCUUACAGGUGUCCAACAGCAACUGCAGGCUUUCAACUCAUACCGCACUGUGGAGAAACCACCAAAGUUUCAGGAAAAGGGCAACUUGGAAGUAUUGUUGUUUACCAUCCAGAGCAGGAUGAGGGCCAACAAUCAAAAGGUCUACACACCCAAAGAGGGGGCACUGGUGGCAGAUAUCAACAGGGCAUGGGAGCGGUUGGAAAAGGCAGAGCACGACCGUGAACGGGUCCUGAGGGACGAACUUAUAAGGCAGGAGAAGCUGGAGCAGAUGGCUCGUCGCUUUGACAGGAAGGCUGCCAUGAGAGAGACCUGGCUGAUGGAGAAUCAGAGACUUGUUGCACAGGACAACUUUGGCUACGACUUGCCAGCAGUGGAUGCAGCUAAGAAGAAACAUGAUGCCAUAGAGACAGAUAUUGCAGCCUAUGAAGAACGUGUCCAAGCCCUGGUCGCCCUAUCUAAAGAACUGGAGGCAGAACGAUACCAUGAUGCAAAGCGCAUUGAUGUGAGAAAAGACAAUAUCCUAAGGCUAUGGGACUACCUGCAGGAACUCCUAAAAGCUCGCAGAGGCCGUCUGGAAAAGAACCUCACUCUCCAAAGAAUCUUCCAAGAGAUGCUCCACAUCAUCAGCUGGAUGGAUGAGAUGAAGGGCCGGAUCUUAUCCCCAGACUUUGGGAAGCAUUUAUUGGAAGUGGAGGACCUGUUACAGAAACAUUCAUUGGUAGAGGCAGAUAUUGCAGUACAGGCAGAAAGAGUACGAUCAGCCAAUGCAGCAGCUCUCAAAUUUGCCAAUGGUGACAGCUAUAAACCAUGUGACCCACAGAUCGUCUGUGAUCGGGUACAGCAUUUGGACCUGUGUUAUCAAGAGUUGUGUGCUCUGGCAGCCCAAAGGAAAGCCUGUCUUGAGCAGUCACGACGUCUCUGGAACUUUUUCUGGGAAAUUGCAGAGCUGGAGAGUUGGAUUCGGGAAAAGGAGCACAUCUUCUCUUCUCUUGACUAUGGUAAGGACGUGACCAGUGUGCUGGUGCUGCAGAGCAAGCACAGUGUCUUUGAGGAUGAGCUUGCUGCCAGACGUGACAAUCUGAAGCAGGUGAUGGACGAGGGAGAGAGCAUGAUCCAGGCCAAGCACUUGGGUUCUCCCAAAGUGCAACAGCGCAUGGAUGAUGUACAAAGACAGUGGCAGCAGCUGGAGGAGCUGGCCGCUUUCCGAAAACAGAAUUUACAAGACACACAGCGGUUCUUCCAGUUUCAGGGUGAUGCCGAUGACCUCAAAGCCUGGCUGGUUGAAUCUAUGCGGCAGAUGAGUAGUGAUGAUGUUGGGCAUGAUGAGUACACUACGCAGCGACUGCUCAAGAAACAUCGUGACCUAAGAGAUGAGGCCGCUAAGAAUGGAGCCACCAUUGAUGCUCUGUCCAAACAGGCCAAUGCACUUCCUGAAGAACUGAGGAACACACCAGACAUCCAGGGACGUCUGAAGGAUAUCCGGGACAUGUAUAUUGAGCUUCUGACCCUCUCAGACCUAAGGCAGAAGAAGCUGGAUGACACCAUGGCACUUUACACUAUCUUCAGUGAGACGGAUGCUUGUGAGCUCUGGAUGGGUCAGAAGGAGACCUGGCUGGUUGGGCUGGAGACACCAGAGAAGUUGGAAGAUCUGGAAGUUGUACAGAAUAGGCUAAGCAUCCUUGCCCAAGAGAUGGCUAACAUGCAGGCCCGGGUUGAUGAUGUCAAUAAAGCAGCCAAGCAUCUUGAGGACAGCAGACAUCCACAAACAAAACAAGUAAAAGACUGUCAAGCUCGUCUCAAUAAGAGGUGGGAAGCUUUUAAAGCAAUGGUGGAGGAUAAGAAGCGUAAAGUGGAUUCAGCCCUCAGCCUACACAACUAUGAUCUUGAUUGUGAUGAGACAGAGUCAUGGAUAAAAGACAAGACACGUGUUAUCGAGUCUACGAAAGAGCUUGGGAAUGACCUGGCUGCAGUCAUGACCAUCCAGAGGAAGCUCUUUGGCAUGGAGAGAGACCUUGCUGCCAUUCAAGCCAAGUUGGAUUUCCUGCAUGUUGAGGCAGAGAAGCUUGUGAAGGAUCAUCCGGAAAAUUCUUCUGAUAUCCUUGCCAGACUGGCAGAUUUGGACACAGCUUGGGCCACCCUGAAAUGCACCUUGAAAGACCGUGAGGACUCCCUUGGGGAAGUCAGCAAGCUGCAGACCUUCCUACAGGACAUGGAUGAUUUUCAGGCCUGGCUGUUCAAGACACAGAAGGCUAUUGCUUCUGAGGAAAUGCCAGAUAGUUUACCAGAGGCUGAGCAGUUCCUGAGUCUCCAUGAUGCUGUGAGCGAUGAUAUGGAUGGCCAUGAGGAAGACUACCAUCGUGUUAGGGACACGGGAGCAGCUGUAAUUCAGGACCAAGAAGAUGAUCCUCAGUACAAGCAGCUGGAGCAGAGGCUGGAGGGUCUUGAUAAGGGCUGGGAUGAGCUGCACAAGAUGUGGGACAGCCGCAAGAACUUCCUAGAUCAGGGUCUCUGCUUCCAGCAGUUUAUGAGAGAUGCAAAGCAGGCUGAAGCCAUAUUAAACAACCAGGAAUACACUCUAGCCCAUAUAGACAAGCAUGACACCCUAGACGGAGCAGAGAAGGCCCUGAAGAAGCAUGAGGACUUUGUCAUCACCAUGGAUGCUAAUGAGGAGAAGAUACAGAGCACACUAGAGACUGGUCAGAGGCUGGUCAACAGUGGUAACCUUUACUCAGGAAAGGUGAAAGACAAGAUGGACUCUAUUAAAGACAGGUACACCAAGAACCGAGACAAAGCCAAGGAAGUCUCAGGGAAACUUCAAGACAACAGGGAACUUCAGCACUUCUUUCAAAACACCCAAGAUCUUACGCUAUGGAUAAAUGAGAAGAUGCUGACUGCACAGGAUACAUCAUAUGAUGAGGCUCGUAACCUCCAUAGCAAGUGGCAAAAACACCAGGCCUUCAUGGCAGAACUUGCAUCCAACAAGGAUUGGCUUCAUAACAUUGAUCAGGAGGGACAAGAACUGAUGGAAUCCAAGCCUGAAUUUGAGCCUAUUGUAACGGACCGUCUUGCUAAGCUUCAUGAACUGUGGGACAAGCUGGAGAGAACCACAGAGGAGAAGGCUCGGUUGCUGUUUGACGCAAACCGCUCAGAGCUGUUUGACCAGAGCUUGACUGACCUGAAGAAAUGGUUGGGCAAACUGCACCAGCAGCUCCAUGGUGAUGUGGAUGAAGAAGUUAAGGAUCUUACCAGUGCCAACAUCCUGCUGAAGAAACAUCAGAUGACAGAGAAUCAAAUUCGGGAUCGUGCACGUGAGCUUGAGGAGCUUCAGGAAGCUGUACAGCAGCAUGCCUCUCUUAGAGAGGACCAACCCAAGCUUGAGGCUGAGCAGCAAACUCUUCAGAGGGACUUCCAGAAGCUCCUCACACCUCUUGCCCAACGCAGGGGCAGGUUGGAGGCUGUUAAGGCAGUGCACCAGUUCUUUAGAGAUCUUGCAGAUGAGAUACUCUGGGUUAACGAGAGGUUACCAAUGGCAAUGUCUGAGGAUCAUGGCAACAAUCUUCAGACUGUUCAGCUUCUGCUCAAGAAGAACCAGUCCCUACAAAAGGAGAUUGACAGUCACCAGCCACGAAUUGAUGAAGUAUUAGAGCGUGGCCGGCGAAUGGUAGUGGUAGCAGAAGGCAAUCCAGAGGCAGAGCGCAUGUCAGAGGAGAUGAGAAAGCUUCAGGAGGUAUGGGCAAAGCUGCAGGAUGAGAUGGCCAAACGGAGAGCACGGCUGUAUGGCUCCAAUGAGGCACAGCAGUAUUACAAUGAUGCAGAUGAGGCUGAGGCCUGGAUUGGGGAACAAGAACUCUACAUGAUUGCUGAUGAGAAGACCAAGGAUGAGCAGAGUGCUAUGAUCAUGCUGAAGCGCCACCUGCUCCUGAAGCAGACUGUGGAUGACUAUGCACACUCCAUCCAGCAGCUGGCAGACCGUGCUCAGACGAUGCUGACUGAAGAUCACCCAGAGGGUGAGGCCAUCAUCCGGAGGCAAGGGCAAGUUGAUAAGCAGUAUGCUGGGCUGAAGGAGCUGGCAGAGGACCGCAAAAAGAAACUGGACCACACAUACCAUCAUUUUCUGCUGAGCCGUGAAGUGGAGGAUCUUGAGCAGUGGAUUGCAGAGCGUGACGUGGUGGCUUCCUCGCAAGAGAUGGGCCAAGACCUUGACCAUGUGACGAUUCUGCGAGAUAAGUUCCGGGAAUUUGCACGGGAAACAGGGACAGUGGGUCAGGAACGUGUAGAUGCUGUGAAUCGGAUCAUAAAUGAGCUGAUCCAAGCAGGCCACAUUGAAGCUGCGACCAUGGCGGAGUGGAAGGACGGAGUCAAUGAGAGCUGGGCAGAUCUGCUAGAGCUCAUAGACACCCGGGCUCAGCUUCUCACAGCCUCCUAUGAUCUUCUGAAGUAUUUUUAUGAUGGGAAGGAGCUGGUAUCUCAUAUACAGGAAAAGAAAAAUGAGCUUCCUGAUGAUCUGGGAGAGGACUUCAGCAAAGCAGAGUCAUUCCACCGCAUGCAUGCUGCAUUUGAGAGGGACAUCAGCUCCCUGGGCAAACAGGUGAAACAGUUCCAGGAGACUGCAACACGACUGCAUGCCCAAUAUGCAGGAGAUCAGGCCAAUGCCAUUCAGGAAACUGAAAAAGAGGUGGCGGAGGCUUGGAAGGGUCUGUUGGAUGCUUGUGAAGGCAGGAGGAAGCGACUGGAGGAUACAGCUGACAAAUUCCGCUUCUUUACCAUGGUGAGAGACCUAAUGGCCUGGAUGGAGAGCAUCAUUCAACAAAUCGAGACCCAGGAAAAGCCAAGAGAUGUGUCCUCAGUGGAGCUCCUGAUGAAAUAUCACCAAGGAAUCCGAGCUGAGAUUGAGACCCGUGUGCCAAAGUUUAAUCAGUGUGUGGAGCUGGGACGUGCCCUCCUGGAACGCAAGCACAAGGACUCUGCAGAGAUCAAAGAAAGGUUGAUGCAACUGACAGAGAAGAGGAAAGACAUGAUGCUCAAGUGGGAUGACAGAUGGGACUGGCUAAGACUUUUGUUAGAGGUAUGUCAGUUUGCUCGGGAUGCAUCUGUGGCAGAAGCCUGGCUGAUCGCCCAGGAGCCAUACGUGGCCAGCAGGGAUCUGGGCGAGACAGUGGACGAGGUCGAAAAACUGCUCAAAAGGCAUGAGGCCUUUGAGAAAUCCACUGCUACAUGGGAGGAGCGUUUCUCAGCACUGGAACGUCUCACAACAUUGGAGCUAUUGGAAAUUCGAAAGCAACAACAGGAGAUGCAACAGUACAGACAAGAGGGGGAGAAAGAAAGCAGGAGAGAAGACACAGGUUUUGCAGAGGAUUCCUCACAACUCUACACCACAGAAGAGCAGUCUCUGUCUGGUAUGGGAGUAAUAGAGCCUAGUUCUGGCAGAGGUGAUGGCACAGCAGGGGACUCCACUGUUCCACUGGCCUCAGAAAUGCAGGAAAGUGGUUCACUAGAUCUGGACCCCUCCGUAUCCAUUCAAGUUAGUAGAGAGACAGAAAAGGCUACCACACUUCCCACUGAAUCUUCUCAAGCAAAGCCUGUCCUGCUGGAGGGAACUCUAGCCCGAAAACAUGAGAUGGAGGGACCUAAUAAGAAGGCAUCCAAUAGGUCCUGGAACAACCUUUACUGUGUGCUCAAACCCGGACAGCUCUCUGCCUACAAAGAUGCCAAGAGCUAUAGCCAUAGUGUCACUUACCAUGACGAGGAACCCUUGACCCUCACCAAUGCUUCAUGCGAGGUGUUGACCAACUAUAAGAAAAAGAAGCAGGUGUUCAAGCUUAGACUUGGAGAUGGAAGUGAGUAUCUGUUCCAGUGUAAAGAUGAGGAGGAGCUUCAGAACUGGACUGAGGCUAUAGAGCAGGCAGCACAACCGGUGACGGAGGAACCAGUUGCAGGGCCAUCAGGAAUGAAGGCACAAAGCCUACCCCCACCUUCUACUUCCACUACUCUAGAAAUCCCCUCUACCAAGAAGGACAAGGAGAAGAGGUUUAGUUUGUUCACUAAGAAGAAAUAAAAAGAGCCCAAAACCAUCCAGGAAACCAAAACAGGGUGAAGUAACCCUGAACAGAAUGUGAAGCAGGUGAAACUAUCACAAAAGGAACAGAUUUAUAACACCAUUGAUUUUUUCCCUUUACAUUAUAGUAAUUUGUAAGGAUUGAGCUAUAUGAAAUGUAGAUUACACUGCUGCCUGUAUCUAAGCUAAUGAAGUGUUGCUGAAGUCCACAUGUAUUGCUAUUUAUGUUUUGUUGUACUUUUUCUUAUACUAGACUCAAAACCAAAUUCACUUUGCAUACAAAUAAAAGCACAGGAAUCUUCUCAAAUUUAACCAAAAAGUAUCUGUAAGAACAGAAAGGGUUUCUUUUUUUUUUCUUUGUUUUUCAAUGUGUUUAGCUUCUUCUAAGCAUGCUUUGGUAGUUUGACCAUAAAAUAUGCAUAGUUUUGUUAAUCUGCCUAUUUCCUUUAAAAUGGUUGCAAAUGUAAUACUGUGCUCUUUGCAUUGGAACUUAUAGAAUUUCCAAAGUGUUGAAAAUUGGAGAGGUGUUUCUUUUUGUAAAAGGUGUUUAGUCAGCAGGAGGUUUUGCGAAUAAGGGUGUUUGACACUGUAUACUAUGCCGUUAAUAUACACUUUAUGCAAUAAGCACAGUUUUCAGUGUGCUUUUAGACUGUCCAUAGUGUUGUAAAAGCGAUUUCCAUUAUGAAAUAUUAAUACAACUGAAAUAUUAAUACGAAUAAUAUAGUGAUAUUAUAUUAAUAUGAGAAAAUAUGAACGCUAUUAUAGUAAUAUUUUAAUAUUACUAUUAUAAAGGAAAGAUAAAAAUGAGAUAAGAGCAGUAAAUCAUUUUUUCCCCAAAACCUCAUAUAUUUUGAAUAUAAUUUUUUUCAAAGCAUGAAUGGAUAUGUUAAUUUAAUAUGGUGCUAUAUGAUUAGAAUACAGAUUUGUACCCUCUCAUAACUCAGGUAUCCCAGUAUGGCUAUUUCAGGCCUAAAUCAGAUCAUGAAUACACUUUUACUGACAGGAAACCCUUUAGAAACAUCAUAAAAAUAAUUCCUUACCGCAAAAGAUACAGCUUGGUCAAUACAAAGUAUGGUAGCCAACAUAACUAUUGAAUAUUUGAGCGCAUGGAAAUAGUGUGUCAUGCAGAUAUAAAUGUUAGGUGACAGGAAGUAAUGGAAGGGGAAAAGGAAGUUUUCAAGAAAUUCUACAUUGCACAAUAAACUCCCUGCAUACAUUUAUGCUCUGAUCAGACAAGUCCAGACAUUGCAAUAAGAAAUCAUUCAUUAUAAAUGUUAUUUAUAAAUACAUGUCACACAAGUUUCUGAAAGGUUGUAACAAAACAAUCAGUUAUUGUUGGUAUAUUAUUUAAUCUGAACUGUCUUGAAUUUAAAUGCCCUCUUACCAAAGUCUUAGUUUCCCUCAGUAUUAUAUAUUCACGUUAAAAUAUAAGUCCAUACUGUUGCUGCCAAUAGUUUUAACAUAUUUUAAAAAAGUGGCCAAAUAAUUACUUAAAUUUCAUCUCAUUGUUGAAUUUUUGAAGAUGGCUGUGACAAAGAAUAAGUUUACAGAGUCAUGUGUUAUGAGGGUCAAUGUGGUGCUUUAUUAAGGUCAUGGGUUUUUUUGUUGUCCACUAUGCGUAUAAUCUGGACCUGCGGAUCCCUCUUAGUUCUGCCGCUUUAAACGCACUGCAGUCUAAGUUAUAAGUUGAAAGGGAGUUCAUUCUAUUUCUCCAUUCUCCAUUUCUUUUCACCUUUUAUACCUGUAUGUUCAAUGCAAAAUCACAUAUACUACUUUGAAGGCAAUGUAUGAAUCAUUUUCAGAGUUUGAAAGUAAAUAAACUCUGUUUGCAGUAACGUU